CUGAGUCCACAGAACACCGAAGCUGUGGCAUCAGUUGCCAAACCUACAAAACCCUCUCUUCAACAUAGACGCACGCACUUUCUGUCUCUCUCUAUCUCUCUCUGAUUCAAACUCUGUUCUUCACCAAUGGAAGACGACGACGAGUUCGGAGAUUUAUACACUGACGUUCUCCGCCCCUUCGCUUCGCCUUCAUCCUCUGCGUCUCAACCGCAUCAAUCUUCUCCUGCACCUUCUUCCAUCGAUCUCAACCUCAACCUAAACGCCGCUCAGAUCCCCGGGGAUGCAUCCAUCGAUAUUUCCCCUGCAUCCAACCAGCUUUCUCCCUCCGACACGCAAGAACCGCCUCCCGCUGCUGCCGAGGAGCCGACCAAAAUUCCCGACGCGGAACCUCAGCCGGAUUCAAACCUCGCCAGUGCAGACGCGGGAAUUGAUCCGAUCGAUAGGGACGUGAAAUUCGACAUCGAGGAGGAGGACGACGGUGGCGAUGGCUCGCCGGUUAUUCCAGGCCUGGCCGGUGAGGCACCGGCUGAAGAAGGCGGGGAGGGAGAUGAUUGGGAUACCGAUAGCGAGGAUGAUUUGAAGAUAGUGUUGAAUGAGAACAACCACAUGGCCAUGGAACGGGGAGGGAUGGGGGAGGGUGACGAGGAAGAGGAAGAUGGGGAUGAAGAACUUGUGAUUGUGGCAGGUGGUGAUCCGAAUCAGAGUGUGGAGGAGCAGGAGUGGGGCGAGAAUGCGGCCCUGGCUGCUGGGGACGGUGAGAGGAAGGAUGUCGCUGGCGAAUUGGCCAAGGCUGGGGGUGCUGUGGCGCCGAAGAUUGGGUAUAGCAAUCAUGGAUAUCACCCCUUUCAUUCCCAGUUUAAGUAUCAGUAUGUUAGGCCUGGUGCAACACUAAUGCCUGGAGCUACUUCUUCUGCUCCAGGUGGGGCUCCUGGUCAGAUUCGUCCACUUGCUAACAUGGCUGGUCGAGGUAGAGGGGACUGGAGACCACCUGGACUAAAAGUGCCUGCUGCUAUGCAAAAAGGUUUUCAUGGAGGUCCUGGAUUACCUGGUUGGGGCAGUGGUACUGCAGGGCGCGGUUUUGGUGGUGGAUUGGAAUUCACACUUCCCUCUCACAAGACUAUAUUUGAUGUUGAUAUUGAGAAUUUUGAGGACAAACCAUGGAAAUAUCCAAAUGUUGAUACAUCAGAUUUUUUCAACUUCGGUUUGAAUGAGGAGAGCUGGAAAGAUUAUUGCAAACAGCUGGAGCAAUUACGCUUGGAGUCUACAAUGCAAAGCAAGAUACGUGUUUAUGAGAGUGGUCGAACAGAGCAGGAGUAUGAUCCAGACUUACCCCCUGAAUUAGCUGCAGCUACUGGUAUACACGAUGUUCCUGUUGAAAAUGCAAAUUCUCAAAAGUCCGAUGUCAGACAAAGUGAUGUUAUGAAAGGUUCUGGCACUGGACGCGUGCGACCACCACUACCAACUGGAAGAGCAAUACAGGUGGAAGGUGGUUAUGGGGACCGGCUUCCUUCUAUUGAUACCCGUCCUCCCCGAGUCCGUGAUUCAGAUGCAAUCAUUGAGAUUGUUUUACAGGAUACAGAAGAUGACCAUUCCUCUGCCGGAUUUGCUCAAGAUCCACCUGAUGCUGGAGAACCCCAUAGAGAGGAUUUUAGAGAAGACCAUGUAGCUGGAGACGAAAUUCCAAGGUUGGAGCCAGAGUAUUUUGAUGGUUUCCCACAGGAUUAUGGUGGUCGAAAGAAGGAGCUUCCAGGAAGAAGAAUGCCAUUUAUAAAUUCCAGUCCUGCAAACACGGCUAAUGGGGAUGAAAAAUUGUCAUUCCCACAGGAAGAACCAAUUGAGUACUCUGGUUCUAGGGGCCAAAAUCAUAGGUCCUAUGGUGGCAAUUUUAGCUCCUCUCAUGAUGAAAGGAAGAUGCAAAGAAGAGUGCGUGGUCAGUCUCCUCCUAGUACUCCUAUUCAAGAAUUAGCAGCUGAUAAUAAAAAAGAAGAGUCGGUUGAAAGCAUGGAAGGUAAACAUAAUACACUUUCAUCCCCUGUCAUUAAAAACGUACGGGAGUCCAGUAUAGAAGACAAAGAUAACGAACUUGAGGACACUGGGACAGCUGAUGGAAGUUCCAAAUUGGAAAAGGAGGAAACAGUAGACAAAGUAGAAACCCUUGAGGAUGGGGUGGCAAAGAGACAGAAAUUAACAUCCCGAGUUGAGCAACAUUUGCUGGAUGAUGUUGAUGAUUGGGAGGACUCAAAAGCUGCAAAAAGUAGUGAUAACAGCAAAGCAAGAUCAGCAAGCAGCAGGGAUAACCAUAAGCGGCGGGAAGGUUUUGAAGAAGAAGUAGUUCAGGAUCCACGAUCAGCACAUCAUAGUAGCAUCAGACAGCACCCGGAUGAAAUUGAGCAGGGAUUUUAUAGAAGAGAGCAUGAUGCCAAGCAAGAACCUGAACGAAAUCGCAUGAUAAUUAAAGGUAGAGAGAGACCAUACACUUACAAGGACCGGCAUCUUAGCUUAGGUCCUCAGUUGCACACAAAUACUGAUGGAUUUGAUGGACAAAAAGAAAGGGAAAAUUCUGACAUGGAUUGGGCACGGAGAGAUGAUGAUCUCUAUAGCAGAAGGGUUAGAAAUGAUGAACCAAGAAAGAGGGAUAGGGCUAAGGUUCGAGAAAAUGAGAGAAAUGACAAAGAAGAUAACAUUCAUUCUAGAAAACUAUUGGAUAAUGGUAGCUACAGGGUUUCGUAUGAAAAGGAUGUUGGUUAUAGAGACUCAAGACAUAGGGAAAGAGAUGACGGCUUGAGGAUGAGGUAUGAAGGUGUGGAGGAUUACCAUGGCAAGAGGAGGAAGGAUGAGGAAUAUCUUAGGAGGGAGCAUAUUGACAAAGAAGAAAUUCUUCAUGGCUACAGGGAAAAUGCUAGUCGGCGCAGGAGAGAAAGAGAUGAAGCUUUGGAUCCACGAAAGAGGGAUGACCUGCAAAGAACUAGAGAUAACCCUGAUGAUCAAUAUGCUGCUAGGCAGAAAGAUGAGGCAUGGGUAUUGAGGGAGAGGGGUGAUAGGCAGAGAGAUAGGGAGGAUUGGCAUCGGAUGAAACAAUCCCAUGAAGAACUCCUACCUAAGCGUGAGAGAGAAGAAGGGCGGAGUUCUGUAAGAAGUGGGCGAGGAGCUGAAGAAAAAGCAUGGGUUGGUCAUGUUAGGGCUAAAGAUGAACAUAAACUUUCUGAGAAGGAAUACCAAUCCAGAGAAGCAAUGCGUCACAAUGAUCAAUUGAAGAGAAGGGACCGAAUUCAGGAUGAAAGUCCACAUCAUAAGGGCCGUGACGAUGUGUCUGUGCGCGGCAAUCAAUAUACUACUGAGGAAAGGCGAUCUAGGCAGGAAAGGUCAAGUAGUCGUAGUGAUCGUGUUGCUAAUGCUUCAGAUAACCAAAAAGUUAAGCAUAGAGAAGGCUCAAGGAAAAGCAAAGAACGUGAUGUUAGUGACCCUAAUAGUUUAGGCGUGUCCAAGAGAAAUCAAGAAAAUCAAAGUGGUCCAACCAAUGAGAAGGGCUUGAAAGGAUCUGGUGACGAAGACCGUGCUGAGCAUGAUAUUCUAGGGCACCACUCAUCCAAAAAACAGCGGGAAGACAUUUCCUCAGAUGAUGAACAGCUAGAUUCUCGCCGAGGACGUUCUAAAUUAGAACGCUGGACAAGCCAUAAAGAAAGAGAUUUCAGUAUCAACAACAAAUCCUCUUCUUCGUUGAAGUUCAAAGACAUUGAUAAGGAUAAUAAUAACAACAACGGUGGAUCUUCUGAAGAUGGGAAACCUGCGGAUGAUCCUGCUAAAACUGUCGAUGUUAAUAACCAACAUCUCUUGUCGGCUGAAGCAAGGGAUUCUGCAGAUAUGGAGAAUAAGGAUGCUGAUCCAAAAGAAAUGGGAGAUCGGCACCUUGAUACAGUUGAGAGGUUGAAAAAGCGUAGCGAAAGGUUCAAGCUCCCUAUGCCAAGUGAAAAAGAGGCCAUAGUCAUCAAGAAGUUAGAAAGUGAACCUCUCCCUUCUGCCAAAACUGAAAAUCCAGUAGAUUCAGAAGUCAAACAAGAACGACCUGCCCGAAAAAGAAGAUGGGUCACUAACUGAAUAAGAAGUUUUCAGCUUGGCCUGAUUUUUUUUAUAAUUCGAAAACCCUGCAAGCCCAGCCAUGCUUAGCAGCAUAUCUAUUGAAUGUUGAAAAAGGGCAUAUACAGGAUUUGUGACAAUUUGUACUUGGAGUAAUGUCAUCUUGUAACCUUACUACCUAUACAUUCAACGUACACUGUAUAUAUACAAGUAAAUUGUAAAACAUGAACUGCCAGUACAGGUGGGACAUAUUUUCAGUGUCCAAAUAUGGCUCUUACCCAGAUCAUCUGGGUAACAAUUAUUAUUGGUCAACGUGACAUUCAGAAACCAUUGGCAUGGUUGGUGGGGCAUUGAGCCUGAUACUGGCACCUUCCACUUCAGAUCAAAAGGGUCAAAGCUUUUGGAAAACGUCUUGGUGAAGGGCUACCCGAAGAGAUGCAUGCUGUCUGCUUCUCAAAUGUGUUUUCUUAAAUUGAAUUAAAUAGAUGGCAUGAAUUAUUUUCGUUGUUGUAGACUCUGUAGGCAAGUGUGGAUUACUAUUUCUUCUUCUACCUUUAAAUUUUACGCGGGAAUCCUUGAAUACUAGCGAUGAGCCUUUGUUGUAUCUAGAGAUCAAAUGACUUACAGUUUAGAGGUUAGGAAUUUCAACAAGUAAUGAAAGAAAGUAAAAGCGUAUAUAUUAUC
Messenger RNA from Vigna angularis (adzuki bean), 4758 nucleotides. RefSeq names its product FIP1[V]-like protein. The record is from RefSeq and is a predicted model, not a curated record. The coding region runs from base 127 to 4095 and encodes 1322 amino acids. The transcript has 9 exons. Gene Ontology annotation, biological process: mRNA processing. Lineage: Eukaryota; Viridiplantae; Streptophyta; Magnoliopsida; Fabales; Fabaceae.